Messenger RNA from Harpegnathos saltator (Jerdon's jumping ant), 1314 nucleotides. RefSeq names its product striatin-3-like. The transcript has 5 exons. Gene Ontology annotation, molecular function: protein binding. Bases 1 to 657 code for a protein of 218 amino acids. Lineage: Eukaryota; Metazoa; Arthropoda; Insecta; Hymenoptera; Formicidae. The record is from RefSeq and is a predicted model, not a curated record.
AUGAUAUUAGAUACAGAAGCAGCUGUUAUAGUGAAUUUUGAAUUUUUGGGACAUACAGACAUGGACAUGGAAGAGGAAGAAGGAGAUGGAGAGGAUGAAAUUUAUGAUGCAAAUACGGAUACCAAACCAAAUAAAGCAUCUAUCCCCCUUCUAGCGGAAGAUGUUGAUACAGAUGCAAAGGCAGAAGAAGUAUUAAAUGAAUUAAAUCUCCUCACAGAAAUUGAAGAAUCGCCACCUGUUUCUAUUCAUCUGGAAAUGAAUUCUUCAAAGAGAGGAUUACAACAAGAUCCAGGACGCCCAAAUAAUAAAGAAGGCGGUGACUCCACGCUGGAAUUAGGAGAAUUAGAACAAUUAUGUGUUAACAAUAAUGCAGAAAUAUCGUACGAUAUGGUUUCCACCACGAAGGAGAUCUUCAGAAAAACAUGGAACGCUAAAUAUACGUUAUGUUCGCAUUUUGACGCUGUUAAAGCACUCGUCUUCCACCCCGCAGAUCCGGUUCUUAUUAUCGCAAGCGAUGAUCACACACUAAAGUUAUGGAAUCUUCAUAAGACUGUACCGGCAAAAAUGUCAGCUUCGUUAGAUGUAGAACCACUUUACACAUUCAGAUCAUACACUGGACUUGUGUUGUGUCUAGCCAUGUGUAGUAUGGGCAAUUGAUGUUACAGCGAUGGUUUAGAUGGCAUGAUCCAUUGUUGGAUAUUACCAUCGGCUAACAUUGAUCCAUAUGACUCGUACGAACGUCUGGGGCUUGAGCAUGUAUUAUGUAUAUGAAGCAUACAUUUUUCGGCUGAUCCAUUAUUUAUGAAAUUUGGUAUACAAUAGUUUUUUGGGUCGCUGAUCACGAAUCCGAGGUCAGAAAAAAGUUUUUUUGCUCUUUGUUUAUUCAUAAAACUUGCAAUAAAUAAUAAGUCCUAAACUAUUUUUUUAUAUUAUUCUAUCCCUAAGAUAGCGGUGAAAUACAAAACAACCAGUCUAAAUGUGUUAGUUGGAUAAUAAACUGCCAAAUAGUAAAGUUUAGAUGGUAACGUAGGUUACCACCAUGCAUCAAAGGGUUAAGGAAGUUUUACUAUAUUAAUCAUACAUGAUCAAAUAAUGUCAUUAAUACUUACGAACAGUUGUUAACGAUAAAUUCUUGAAAGAAAGAAAAAAGAAAAAGGAUAUAGUUUUGAUUGAAAUUUAUGGAUUGUAUUUAUGUAGUUAAAAAAUAAGCAAAUAUAUUGUUCAGUAUUAUACUUUAUUAAAUUACAUUAACAAUAUAUGUAACAGCAUCUAGAAGUUAUAUGAUUCUUAUUGAAAUAUAUUAUUUUUAUAUAA